UUAAAGUUUAGGUGUGUGAGGAAACGGUCAGGUGUUUCCUCAACUCGACGACACAGGAAGGACAAUUUAACUUGAGACGUCCUACUGCUGAUUUAUUUUUCUACUUUUGUAUAUUUUUCUAAUUUUUUUACUUACUGUUUUUAAAUAUUUAAAAACUCAGGAUCCAUAACUUUUGCAACUCUCUUCAGAACGAGGGACACACGAGGAGUUUUGGGAGUGUGAUUGGAAGAUGAAUUCCGCCAGAUAUGAAUACGACGGUCUUAAUGGCCGUCAUGGGCAGAUUGACUUCUCAUCCAGCAAAGAGAGGAAGUCGUCAAAGAAGAAGGUCGGCAUCGUGAUUGGGGUUCUGAUGGGGAUUCUAAUCCUUGCAGCUAUAGCAGCGUUCCUCAUAUGGCUGUUUGUCUUUAAAGACGCUGAUUCAGGAUCCACCGUAAGUAUGCAGCUCAGCCCAUCCACUCAGGUCUUCAGUGGACACAUGAAGUUAGUCGAUGUGCCGUAUAACGAGAAGCUGGAGGAUACCAAGAGCAAGGAAUUCCAGUCCUUGGCGGAUAACCUGGGGGCAAUUCUGAAGGAAAACUACAAGAAAGAUCCACUCCUUGCUCAAUACCACACCAGAUCUGUCAUCUCUGCAUUCAGUGAGGGUGUGAUAGCCUACUACUGGUCCCAAUUUGAUAUUCCAGUCGAAGACCUGGAGAUCAUGUCGGAGUUCUCUGAGCAGCGAGUGUUGGAGACACUGGAGAAUGGCAUUGAAGCCCAGCGCAAAACAACAGACCUUAAAAAUAUCAAAAUCACUGAGGUCACUGCCUCAAUCACAGAUCCUCGAAUGGCCAGGAACCCCAGAGGUGCCAAGGAGUGUUUCUUCCGCCUGGAGGCCGGUGAAAGGUCGCAGACAUUUUCAUCGCCAGGUUACCCCAAGGCCUACCCCUCCCGUUCUCGGUGCCAGUGGCAGAUUCGAGCUUCAGAGGGCAAAGCCAUAUUGGUCACUUUCCCCUUCUUCAACAUCGAGGAUGACUGCUCCGAUGACUUCGUCUCCAUCUUUGACUCUUUGAGUCCGGAUGACUCUCAGGCCAUCACAGAGAAGUGUGGUCAGAGGCCGCCCUCCAACCCCCUCGAGGUGUCGUCAUCUGGGAAUAUCAUGCUGAUUAACCUGAUUACUGACGGUUUUGUGCAGAAGCCUGGAUUUAUGGCCAAUUAUAGAGCCAUCCCCAAAUCUAAAGUUCAACGCUGCGGUGGUGAUCUUACUGAAAGGGAAGGAGUCUUCACCUCCCCUCUUCACCCCAGCUUUUAUCCUCCCGCUGUGGACUGCAAGUGGACCAUCAAGGUCCCUGCUGGGAAGUUGGUGAGGGUAAAGUUCAACAUAUUUCGCAUGAAGGAGCCCGGCGUGGACAUCCGUGUGUGUCACAAAGACUAUGUGGAGGCUAUGGGCACCAAGUAUUGUGGAGAAUUGUCCUCUUUGUCAAUAACCAGCGACUCCAACGUCCUCGAGGUGAAGUUUCACUCCGAUGAGUCGUACACUGACAAAGGCUUCAGCGCAGAGUACAGCGCCUACGAUCCCGCAGAUCCUUGUCCCAAAAUGUUCGCCUGUGCUUCCGGCAUCUGCAUUUCCAAAGAUCUACAGUGUGAUGGCUGGAACGACUGUGGUGAUAUGAGUGACGAGAGGAAGUGCAAGUGUGAAAAGGACCAGUUUUCCUGUGGGAACGGUCUGUGCAAACCCAAACUCUGGGUGUGUGACCGGGUCAACGACUGCGGGGACGGCAGUGACGAGAAACAAUGCAAUUGUGAGGAAAACGAGUGGCGCUGUGGCGAUGGACUUUGUAUGCCUCAGGAAGUUGUGUGCGACAGUAAGCAGGACUGCGAAGAUGGAAGUGAUGAGGCCUCUUGUGAAACAUCUCCAGGUAUCUGCUCCGACUUCAGCUUCAAGUGUGAGAACAGUGACUGUGUCAACAAGGUGAACGCCGAAUGUGACCGCGUCAACGACUGCUCUGAUAACUCAGACGAAAAAGGCUGUGAUUGUGGCAGAAGGCCAUACAAGAUGAACCGCAUCGUGGGAGGGCAAAACGCAGAUCUAGGGGAGUGGCCAUGGCAGGUCAGCCUUCACUUUCUCACCUCUGGGCAUGCUUGUGGAGCAUCAAUCAUAUCAGAGAGGUGGCUCCUUUCUGCUUCACACUGCUUCAUCACCAGCAGCCCAAUGAACUAUGUUGCAUCCAACUGGCAGACCUAUAGCGGCAUGCAGGACCAGUACAAGGAGGAUGACAGCGUACAGCUCCGCCCAUUGAAGAGGAUCAUCACCCACCCAGAUUACAACCAGAUGACCUUUGACUAUGACAUCGCACUGCUGGAGCUCAGUCAGCCGCUGCAGUUCACCAACACCAUCCAACCCAUCUGCCUCCCCUCGUCCUCCCACGUCUUCGCUGCAGGCACGCCUUGCUGGGUCACAGGCUGGGGCGCGCUUCGAGAAGGAGGUCAAAAGGCACAGCUGCUGCAGAAGGCAUCGGUGAAAAUUAUCAAUGACACAGUGUGUAAUGUGGUCACGGAGGGCCAAGUCACCUCCAGGAUGCUCUGCAGCGGAUUCUUGGCCGGAGGAGUCGAUGCAUGCCAGGGAGACUCUGGAGGGCCCCUGGUGUGUUUUGAAGAAAGUGGUGGGAAGUGGUUCCAGGCCGGCAUAGUGAGCUGGGGCGAGGGCUGCGCUCGUCGGAACAAGCCCGGCGUCUACUCGCGCGUCACCAAGCUGAGAGAGUGGAUCAAGAAGGAGACAGGGGUUUGAGGAUGAUGUAAAGAGCAAGGAGGGAUGCAGAGCAACAUGAAAAAAAACUUUCCGGAGAAGGAACAUUUGAGUGUGAUUCAGGACAGGUGUCUCAAAGCGUUGUCCUUUAAGCAGCUGAGGAGACUCUCGCAUGGACUCAGCUACUUGCGUGGAAGCACUUUAUUUGGUUGCCAACUCCCUUUGAACACAGCCCCUGUUACUCACUUUCACACACACACACACACACAUGCAGACAUAAACUACACUAACUCAUAUUUUUGUAUAUCAUUGUUUGCAAACACUGUAUAGUCUUAAUGUACCUCCGAAGAUGUCAACAUGUUUCACAAGUUAUCAUAACCUUAAUACAUGUGAUGAAAUAUGCAUGAACUCAUAAUUCGCUUUAACUUUUACAAGAUCUUUUUAUGAAUAAUGGAUUAAGGAUUUUAACUUUUUAUAGGUUUUUAUGUUGAUUUUCAGCCCUUUUUAAGCCUUUUGGGUUUUUCUGAACAGGUGCCAUGGGCUUUGGUGAAUGUUGCACUUUGCGUAUCCUGUAUAUAGUUUAAAUAGCUUUACAUAUGGGGUUUUAUUUAUCAAUUGUCUAACAAUAAGACAUCUUUGAGCACAUUGGCUUCAAAACACUCACUUACUUCUGACUAUUUUCCAAAUAAUAGUUAUCUUGUGAUUGAUACCUACAGUAUCUGUGAAGCAGCCACUAGUCUCCGUUUUUAUCUGUUAUUAAUUCAAAACAUCAACUUGUCGGGACAUCCACAUUACUGUGUGUUGAAAUAAAGAUGAAAAAAAAGUUUUAAAAAAAGGGACAUUUUAAUAUAAUACUUAAGUGAAUGAAAACCAGAAGCAGCCAGGAAGGUGGGAAAAGCACUAAUCAAUUUAAAGGCCUGUGAGCUGUUUGGAAAAUGGCCAGCAGUUAAUGCUAAGUACACAAGAUUUGUAGGCAGAAAACUCCAGUGUGGUCCCAGAAGAUGGAUCUGAAUGAAAGACUGGACUGUUGCUGAAGUUGUUUUAAGUUGUUGUUGAUCUGAAGCUUGGUCCUCGAUCAGUAUUUCUGUUGCAUAAAUACACGUGCUGACUGGCCUUGGCUGCUCUGUGAAUGAGUUUCCAAAAUGUUAUAUUCAAGAGGGGAGGUGGAGGAUGACGAUUAGAUCCAAGUGGCUCUAUGUAAGCUCAGGCUGAUGGGGGUCUUCAGUAAAAAAAAAAUACCUGAGGGCCAAAACAAAUCAAUAGGGUUUCACAAUAUGACAGAGCAAUGCAGUGAUUUCUUUUCCCCUUUCAAGUUGCCAUCUUUGGUCACAACUUCAUCAAAUCUGAGAUUUGAUCAGGUGCUUACUUUACUCUUAAUCCCUGACUUAACCUGGAAAUAGUGUUUCCUGGAUAAACAAACCAAAGAUUUGCACAAGUAUUAUUUAUUUUAAGGGAAAAAGUUAAAAAAGAUUAUAAGGAUAUUGCUGAGCUGCUAUUUGUUGUUCUCUUGCUACAGGUGAAAGUUAAACAGGUGUAAAUGUGUAUUUUUCAGAAAUAAAGAUAAAUACAUAACAUAAGUAUUCUACAAAAAUUGUUUGGAUUAUGGACAUUUUUGAUGUUGAAACUUUUUUUUAGAUGUUUGUAAACUGAUGUUUUUAUGAGCGUUGAUAAUAAACAUCUUUAAUCAGAUUCCUCAGUA
Messenger RNA from Labrus mixtus (cuckoo wrasse), 4421 nucleotides. It is a transcript of the gene st14, whose product is annotated as ST14 transmembrane serine protease matriptase. The coding region runs from base 230 to 2764 and encodes 844 amino acids. The transcript has 19 exons. The record is from RefSeq and is a predicted model, not a curated record. Gene Ontology annotation, biological process: acrosome reaction; proteolysis. NCBI's taxonomy places the organism in Eukaryota, Metazoa, Chordata, Actinopteri, Labriformes, Labridae. Gene Ontology annotation, molecular function: serine-type endopeptidase activity; protein binding.